This is a messenger RNA of Elaeis guineensis (African oil palm), 2016 nucleotides long. RefSeq names its product transcription factor MYB106. The record is from RefSeq and is a predicted model, not a curated record. Lineage: Eukaryota; Viridiplantae; Streptophyta; Magnoliopsida; Arecales; Arecaceae.
CUGCCGAGUGAGGAACGAUUUUUGUAUAUUGACCAUGCUGCCCCCAAACUGGAGUGGUUAGUAGGUCUGGCUGGUAGUCCUUGGCCCUCUAACUACCAGAGGGUCAGCUAGGUCAUGGCACCUCCAAAAAAAAUUUAUAUCUUUGCCAUUUAUGUUGCUGACCUUUCUUGCUUCCCUGCCCAUGUCUCUCUCUAUUUAUCCUUCACUCCCCUGUCACUCUAUCUGCCAUUUUCUAUCUCACACAAACUCACACAGACUCACUGGCCUGUUGUUGCUUUGGAGAAGAAUCACUUCUCCUUGCAUGUCACUGCUAUAGGGUUAAAGGUCUUCAGGACCUUGAGAGCAUCUCUUCCUUCCUUGUAGGUGAGGAGGAUCUUGGAUGGGGCGAUCGCCGUGCUGCGAAAAGGAGGGACUAAAGAAAGGGCCAUGGACACCGGAGGAGGACCAGAAGCUACUGGCCUACAUCGAGGAGAACGGCCACGGGAGCUGGCGAGCAUUGCCUGCGAAAGCCGGACUUCAGAGGUGUGGGAAGAGUUGCAGAUUGAGGUGGACAAAUUAUCUGAGGCCCGAUAUCAAGAGGGGGAAGUUCAGCAUGCAGGAAGAGCAGACCAUCAUUCAACUUCAUGCUCUUCUUGGAAACAGGUGGUCCGCAAUAGCCACCCAUCUACCCAAGCGAACCGACAAUGAGAUCAAGAACUACUGGAACACCCAUCUCAAGAAGCGGCUGGCCAAGAUGGGGAUCGAUCCGGUGACCCACAAGCCUAAGAGCGACGCUCUCAGCUCCGGCGACGGCCAGUCCAAGAGCGCUGCCAACCUCAGCCACAUGGCUCAGUGGGAGAGCGCCCGCCUCGAAGCCGAGGUCCGCCUCGCCCGGGAAUCCAGACUCCGCGGCACCGCACCCUUCCAACAGCAGUCACCCUCUUCCUCUGCCCCUCCGCCGCCAGGCAGCGACUCGGUAGCUCCCCCGGCGCCACCUCUUGAUGUCCUCCGGGCAUGGCAAGGAGUCUGGUCCGGCAAACCUACCACCGGAAACCCCGGCGGAAGGAUCGAUCUCGAGUCGCCAACAUCCACCGUGAGCUUCUCGGACAACGCCCUGCCGAUCACAAGCAGCAGGGUAAUGGAUGCCAAUUCCACAACAUGCCAUCAAGGACCAGCUCGGGAAUUGGAAGAGGAACAAGAUUUGGAGUGGAAGUGCUUGGAGAAGCAGCCACUUCGAAUGCCGGACACCAAAGAUCAUAGGAUGGAUUGUUUUGCUAGCUUUUCGGUGGACACCACGUCGAUCUUCGGUGGGGAGUCCUCCUCGUGGCUCCCGGAGUCUUCUGGUGGGGAAUUCGAUGCUGGCUUCACCGGCAUGCUGCUUGAUAGUUCCGAUGACCGGAAUUCUUCAGACGGGUGUGGAGAUUCUAAUUAUAAUGCCGAGGGUGGCAGCUGCGUGGAAGAGGAUUGGGAGGAAGGGGACGAGAACAAGAACUAUUGGAACAGAAUUCUUAACUUGGUGAACUCGGCGUCCCCCUCGAGUUCCCCGCCCAUGUUCUAGAAAUUAAUGGUGUUAGUAACGAGAUUUGGACCGCGAAAGAAGACUUUCUUGCAGUCCUUCCUCUGUCCUAGUACUGCUCCAAAGAACUUUUUAGCAUGUUUUUCCCAGCUCUGGAAACCAGCCGUUUAGCUCCAGACCACUCCGAGUCCACUCGGUUUGGUUCACGCGCUUCUCCUCCGAGUCUACUCGGUUCGGUGGAAAUUUCUCUCUCCGUCCAAAGUUUAUGCAUGGCUAAGGAAAUCUCUCUGUGAGAAGAAAGAAUAAUGAGUCCAUGGAUUGUCCUGGUUGUUGUGGUGUUGGCUUUUGCUCCAAGGGGAAUCAUAUUAUUUUGAGUAAUAAGAGUGAGAGUUGUUAUAGUGUCAGCUGGUAUUUUCCAUGUUCAUUAGUAGUUUGGCUCGGUGUGUCAUUUUGUGUAAGAACCUUAUGGCGUAUGGUGCGUUCAAAUGAUCAAGUGCUUAAUUUACUUUGUUCAUUGGUUC